Messenger RNA from Ixodes scapularis (black-legged tick), 924 nucleotides. RefSeq lists its product as uncharacterized. The record is from RefSeq and is a predicted model, not a curated record. The coding region runs from base 1 to 924 and encodes 307 amino acids. Gene Ontology annotation, molecular function: nucleic acid binding; zinc ion binding. The transcript has a single exon. NCBI's taxonomy places the organism in Eukaryota, Metazoa, Arthropoda, Arachnida, Ixodida, Ixodidae.
AUGCCGCAAUGGCGGCUAGAAAUACCGAAAUACGCUGGAUACGCCGACACAAAAUCAGUCGCCGACUUUCUUUUAGAGCUUCGCGACUAUCAGGAAGCAUCCGGUAUAUCCGAGGUAGCGCUGCUGGCUCGCGUCCUCCCGGUCGCAUUGACAGGGAGUGCGGCAGACUGGCGCAGGAGGCAGCAAUCGUUCUUGAACUUCGACGACUUUGCAGAACGCUUCAGAAGCGAGUUUUUACCACCAGGUUACGCUGAACGUAUCCGGGACGAACUUCGGGCACGGACGCAACGCAGAGAUGAAUCUUUAGUUGAGUUUGUGCGCGCCCUACAGACGCUCUACGACAGCGCCGAACCGAACGCUUCGCCAGCCCAAAGGGUUGCACGGGCCAUCCGACAAAGCCAUCCGCAGUUUCACCCUUACUUGCGAGGUCGCAGCUUUUCAAACUUAGACGCUAUGGCCCGGGCGGCCAGCCAGAGUCAGGCUGACAUUAUGGCUGAGCUCAAUUAUAGACCACCUCACCAACCUGAGGACUCUUUGGAACCCUCAAGCGCCUGGUCCGGCAGGACACCCUACCGGGGUGCUGCAGAUGGCCGAGCUCAGUAUCCGCGGCACCACCCUGGAACAAUGCCGCGUGCGCUCGAUCCACACGCGUACGCUCUGACGCAAGACGCCCAUGCUCUUCCCGGUGGUCGAGCCUUGGUGCAGAGACUUGGUGCUCCGCAGCCAGAAACGCAGUAUGAGGCACGGAGAUGGAUCACGGACCGGGACAGAACUAACUAUACGGCUGCCAUGCCCCGGCGACUCCAGCCAUCCCAAACUUCGGAGCAGAUACCGUCACCUCGUUGUUUUCAAUGCGGUGGCGUAGGUCAUUUCCUCAGAAACUGUCCGUCUUCUUCUACAGCCUUCAGUCGGGAAACGAGGUAA